Messenger RNA from Moneuplotes crassus, 1402 nucleotides. Lineage: Eukaryota; Ciliophora; Spirotrichea; Euplotida; Euplotidae. The record is from the annotation of a GenBank genome assembly.
UUUAAACUCUUGAAAGUGACUAAAUUAAAUUUUAAAUGAGAAUUGUCGCAAUGACCUUUCUUUUGGUCGGCUUGUGUCUUUGAACAGAGCCUCAGCCCCCUGGAAUUGUUGGGACAGUCGGUCUCGACUUUCUAAAUAGAAUCAAGGAUAUCUAUUUUUCGAACAUUGUGAGGGAGCUUAACAACAUGAAGAUUGAUGAAGUCAAUGAUAGGCAUUACAAACUUUGGAACAUCGAUAUGACUUUUUAUAUUCCUUUACCAGAGGAUCUCAUAUUGUCUAUUGAUGCCCAGAAUGAUGGCCUGCGUGUACAAGUUAGAAAUAUGCUGAUAACAGGUAAACUUAACUGGAAAGUCAAGUUAGGCAAGCUUAUUAAAAUUAGAGGCCAUGCAGAUAUAAAAGGAGUUUGAGAUGAGAUUUCAAUCGUUUUGGGCUUUACAACUCAAGAGAGAGAUGGUUACCUCAUCCCUGCAGUCUUUACGAAAUCGGUAGAUGUAAGCUUGGACAAGCACAAGUGGCACGCCACCACUGGGAACAACGUUAUACAGAAAGUCGGCAACACAAUUAUCAAGGCACUCCGAGGACCAAUUUUGAAGAAGGUGAAACAGAAUUGUAUUAUAGAUUCUCUGAAUAAAGAUAUGCCAAGGAUUAUGAAUGAGGAGAUCAGGAAAUCCUUUGAGAUAGAAGCACCCCUGACGCCUUGGCUGAAUAUGAACUUUGCCUUGGUUAGUCCAAUUAAGGCUAGCGCUAAUUCGCUUAUUUUGCCGAUUAACGGAACUAUAUAUCUCCCAGGAUCUCACCUUAAUUUCACUCAUAAACCUUCAGAGAUCAUGCUGAAUCAGAAGGCCUCAGAGAGCGAUGUCUCUUUGGCUGUCGGCGAUUACGUGUUUAGUACUUUUGCUGAUUCCCUGAAUCAGUUUGAAUUUGAGUACAAUAUAGCUGCAGAUGGGUACGACAUCCAGAUUGCGAUACCUGGUAAUUCAAGUUCUUUCAGCAUUGUAAAUACUGAGAAGGGACUCCAUGUUGUUGCGAAGGGUAACUGCACAGUUAUACAGACUGGGACUUCGUUUGAUGUUGAUAUUUCAGGCGAUCUUUCAUUUAACUUCACAAAUGGGGAUGGUGACAACAUGCUAUACUUUAAUCCAAUCGUAGACAAAAAUUCGCUUAAUAUCUCAACUUCUAAUGUAUUCUUGGUCAGAGAGAAGCUCGGACUAGGAAUGUUAAGCCCUCUUUUCGGUCCGAUAAUUGGAUUUUUUGCUAAGAGGUUGGAAUUUAAAUCAAUUCCAGUGAAGAAGAUCCCAAAUUUCCCGUUAGUGCUGAACUAUUCAAGCACAGAGUUCACUCCUAACUAUAUGGCAGUUAGGCUUGACGUAUAAAUUAUAUUUCUCAGAUUUCAACAACUUCA